Messenger RNA from Chenopodium quinoa (quinoa), 1757 nucleotides. RefSeq names its product B3 domain-containing protein At2g36080-like. Gene Ontology annotation, molecular function: DNA-binding transcription factor activity; DNA binding. The record is from RefSeq and is a predicted model, not a curated record. Lineage: Eukaryota; Viridiplantae; Streptophyta; Magnoliopsida; Caryophyllales; Amaranthaceae. The transcript has 3 exons. The coding region runs from base 340 to 1446 and encodes 368 amino acids.
CAAAAAGAUUAUACGGAGUAUUUUUUUUGUCAUGUAUAAUUUACAAACAUUGAUAAAAUAAAUAGCGUAAAAAGUCCCAAUAAAACACCUUAAAAAAAAAAAGGAAAGGGAGAAGAUUUGAGAUGAUUACACCAAAACCUUAAAUUGUUUCUCUUUCUUACCCCUUCUCUCUCUCUUCAAAUAACUUUUAUUCUCACCCAUUUCCUCUCAAAAUGAAAAUCUGAUCGCUCUCACUUUCUCUCUCCUCGCCCCUUCAUAUAUUCUCCCCUUCUCAUCCCACAAAAAACACUCAAUUCAUUUUCAACUCCUAAAACAUUUAUUUUCUCUCUCAAAUUCCAAAUGAGCCAUUUCUCCUUAAACCUCCCUUCAUCCGAUACACUCUGGUACACCCCAACUACAAUGGACCACCACCACCACCAAAAACCCCUCCCCUUCUUCUACCAUUCCUCCCUUCCUCUGUCCUCAAAACUCGAUGAUGUCGAUUCCGACAACAACAGUACCUCCACCGCUACCGCCAACAUUGACCGAUCCGAAACAACCUCCUCCUCCCCUUCCUCCGCCGACCAAGAAUACAUGUUCGAAAAACCCUUAACCCCUUCCGACGUCGGUAAAUUAAACCGUCUCGUUAUCCCCAAACAGCACGCUGAAAAAUACUUCCCCCUCGCCAACGCUACAGCCGUCGCAGAUUCCUCCGGAGAUAAAAUCACCGGCGCCGUCGCAGGUGGUGGUGGAGUUUUACUAGGGUUCGAAGAUGAGUCUGGAAAGUGCUGGAAGUUUCGGUACUCUUACUGGAAUAGUAGUCAAAGCUAUGUGUUGACUAAAGGUUGGAGUCGUUACGUUAAAGAGAAGAAACUUGACGCCGGCGACGUCGUUUUGUUUCAGCGUCAUCGGUUUGAAUCCGACCGCUUUUUUAUCGGUUGGCGACGGCGCGGUUCCGCUCCGUCGCCUCAUCACCAUCAUAAUCAUCACCCUCCUGCUCCAAAUAAUAAUCAAAUCCGAUACAACAAUCAUCAGAGUAACUAUAGCGUUGCGCCGUCGCAGGGUUAUAAUAAUGGUGCGACUCAACAACACCAGAUUGCUUCAUUUCCGUCUUACCGCCCUGACUCUCUUCAUGCAGGGACAGAAGUUAGGCAAAAGGGAAGAAAAUCAGGCGGUGGUAAUUCAAAAAGGGUGAGAUUAUUUGGGGUUAAUUUGGAAUGCCAAAUUAAUGAUGAUUUAGAAGAAGAUGAAGAGCCUCAAACUUCUGAUGGCUCAUCUUUAUCUAGCCAAGGUCAAGCUCAACUUCACCCAGGUUCCGGUUUCAGUUCAGGUUAUGACGCGACGGGUCCUACCACCUACAAUUACUUUGACUACAUGGGUUAUCAACCUAAUCAACAUUAUCCUUCUCACAUGGACAUGAAUUUCCCUCAAGAUGUCAACCAAAUGAGUAAUAAUCGGCUAAGAUAAGAUCACAAGAUGUGACGUGCCCUCUAUCCAACCCCCCAACUUGCUAGAGGUCAAACUUACUACACCAACAUUAUAUUAAACCCAAAAAAAUCAGGAUGAUAAUUUUUUUUGGUGUAAAGAGAGCCUUACAGCACUGAUGUAAACAAAAUUUAAUCCCGAAAUUUUGAUUAGCACCCCAAAACUGAGAAAGGGUGAUGACAUGUUUAAAUACUGUAUGAUGAAACUAAAUGAGGGGAUAGAAAAUCCCAUAAUUUCAGGCAUUAUUCUCUCAUACAGUAUAAUUUUUUUAUAUUUGCCAAAAAAAAAAUAAA